GUCCGUGAGUGGGUCGAUUUCGCCAUCAAUGUCGACGCAAUGCCUGCGACGAAACACGAUAUGUUCUAUUACGUGUCCAUUGCGCGUCUUUUGGCGGAGACAGCAGGUAGCAUUUCCCCGGCAGACUUCGAGGACCCUCACAUGAGGGAAAUGAUCAAGGCAUUUUUCCCUGUCAAUUCCACCCCGUAUGCCAGUGAGGAUGGCGAGAAGAGGCGCACGUGGAAGAUUGUGCCCGCGCAGGUAAUGUUUGCGUUGAGGAUACAGGGCAAGCGCGCGCACUUGGCAGCACCCGCGCCGUCGGCGCCAGUGCAAGCAGUCCACGCGCCCAGCGAGUUCACGGGCAUGGCUGAAACAGUCAAACAGUUCGCAGAGCUGCAGUCUCAGGCGUUGCAGAAGGGAAAACCCAAGGGGGUGAAUUUCAAACUGCAAGAUCGCAAAUUGGAGCUGGGGUUGCAGAAAUUCUCUGCGGACACGCUCCCGUCAGAAGAGGUCCUCGCCAAAUUCGAGGCGAAGAUCUUCGUGAUCAUCGCCGGCCCGCGUGGAGCCGCACUCCGGCAAUCGACAUUGUCGUUGGAGAUGGCUCUUAUGAGGAGCGGCGCGUGGGUGGAAAAGGCUGAUUACAUCGGUUUCGCCACCUUCAUGGGGCACCUGCACGAGUGGGGCUUCAAGGU
Messenger RNA from Prorocentrum cordatum, 671 nucleotides. The record is from the annotation of a GenBank genome assembly. Lineage: Eukaryota; Dinophyceae; Prorocentrales; Prorocentraceae.